Gadus morhua (Atlantic cod) is the source of this 1459-nucleotide messenger RNA. It is a transcript of the gene gemin2, whose product is annotated as gem (nuclear organelle) associated protein 2. Bases 186 to 986 code for a protein of 266 amino acids. The record is from RefSeq and is a predicted model, not a curated record. Gene Ontology annotation, cellular component: nucleus; spliceosomal complex; SMN complex. Gene Ontology annotation, biological process: spliceosomal snRNP assembly; spliceosomal complex assembly. The transcript is spliced from 10 exons. NCBI's taxonomy places the organism in Eukaryota, Metazoa, Chordata, Actinopteri, Gadiformes, Gadidae.
CUUUGCAACGUCAUCACACCGCGCUGAGAUACAAGAUGGCGGUGUUUACGUUUUUAGAUUCGGAACGAAAGCUGUGAUUCAUUGAGUUCGAUGAUCACAAAGCUUUUCAUGACCUUAUAUCCACUGUUGUGGUUUUAAUAUAACCUGACACUGUUCACCAUUAGCAUAUUAUAUAAUAACCCACGAUGAGGUCAGACGUGGAGGACCUCAUGCCCAGGCUGCUGCCCAUCGAGACUGCGAACAAAACGGAAGCUUUGAGACUCAACGAGGGUGCCCCUCGAAACCCGCAGGAAUAUCUAAGACAAGUCCAGUUGGAGGCGUCCUUGUGUCCAGAGGUUGUGGUGGCCCAGAUUGAUCCCAUGAAACUGAGGAAAGCACAGACCGUCAACGCAUCCGUCUCCGGCUGCCAGGCCGCUCCUGAGGGCUUGUCCCCCAGCCUCGGAUGGCAGCGGCAGCAAGUCGCUAACUUCUCAGACGUCAGACAGAGUAUUGCCAAGCAUAGGAGACAUUGGAGCACCCAGACACUGGAUGAAAACGUGGUUAUGCCCAAACUUUCAGAUGAGGAGGGUUGGAAGACGUUUUGUUUAGGUGAGACAGUCUACAAGGCCACCGCAGCGAGCGGAACACACCUGGAGCCCAGCAGUGCAUUGGACUACAGCAAGAUGGGUUUCCCACCUUUCCUCAGUAUUGUCAGCAGGCUCAACCAGACUACAGUCCUGGCUUUGCUGGAGAUUCUUGUCGGCUGGUUUGAAGAGGCUGAACUUGUUCCUCAGUUGGGUCGCUGGUUGUAUGCACUGCUGGCCUGCUUGGAGAAGCCUCUGAUCCCUGAAGCCCACUCAAUAAUAAGACAGCUGGCCAGGAGAUGUGGCCAGCUCCGCACCACAUUGCCGAGUCAGGAAGACACAAGGCUGCCUGCCCUCAACCUCCUCAUCUGCCUCGUGGCCAGGUAUUUUGAGCAGAAUGACUUGGCAGACCAGCACGAGUGAACCAGACGAAUGAGCCCAUCAAUCAAUCAAUCAAUCAAUCAGCCAAUCACCUAUACCCAACACAACAGAGGACUCUGAUCUUAACGGGAUGGGAGGGUUCUGCAGGCUCCUCCCACCAAUGAGACCUGAUGCCAAAUUCAUCAGAGAAGGCCAACUUACUAAACAUAGAAAACGCUUGUCAAUACCGUGACAUUGCUUGGAAGUAUUUAUGAUUGGCUUGAAAGGCCAAAUGCAGUUCCUCUUACCCAAGCUGUGUUGACUGGUCCAGACAUUAACUCCGAGCGUUGAUGCCCAGGAUCCUAGCUUUCCAGGGUGAAAUGUUUUAUCAUGUCUGGCUCGACUCCACAUCGGGCUGAAGCCGGACUGGACGUCCUGAGCGGGACGUGAUGAUAUAUUCUGAAUUGACUCACUCUUUGCCUUAUGCUGAUCUUUGGAUGUAAAUGAUUGUGUUUAUUAAAUAAUGAUUUUGACUU